This is a messenger RNA of Durio zibethinus, 8839 nucleotides long. Lineage: Eukaryota; Viridiplantae; Streptophyta; Magnoliopsida; Malvales; Malvaceae. The record is from RefSeq and is a predicted model, not a curated record.
AGACAAGACCCAAGACCCCACCCCACUCCCCGAUUCUCUUUCAAACAGUCUCCAAAUUUCCCCCAAAAUUUUCUCAGUUCAUCUUCAACCAUUUUCAUGGGGUCGUUCUCUCAAAUCAAUGCAACCAACUCCUCUUUUUUUUUGCAUCUCUUUCUCUCAUAUACCUUCGUCUCUCUCACUUAGAGUCUUACAAACAAAAAGAUCAACAUUAUUCCACAAAAAUUUUACAAAAAAAAUAAAACAGGUAAUUUAAUUUCAUCUUACCUUCUUUGAUUUUGAUUGUUGAUUGAGGAUUUGAGGUUGAUUUGAAUUUGGGUAGUUGUUGAUUGAAUGAUUGAUAGUUGAUACUGUUUUUUAAGGUUUUUUAGACGAAUUUUGAAACUGAGAAUAUGAGAAUGAGAUUGACUGACUGAGUUAUCUUUUCUUUUAGCUUUUGUUUUUACUUUUGCUUUUGCAAUCUUAGUUGUUUUAUUCUGAUGUUUGAGAAUCUUGGUAGAUUGGGUUGAAGUGUGAAAGUUUUUUUUUUUUUAAUGUGUAAUGAUGAAAAAAUUGGAUAGCGGCAAUAACAGUCUGUUAUUGCCGCUAUUCUCCGUUACACCCUUUUUCAGUGGCCGUUACACACUGUUUUGAGUAUGAUUAAAUUUCUCAAUCACAUUUUCCUUGAUAGUGGUGGCGGGUGGUGGCGCUACCACAAUUUUGCAGCCGUUUUUUCGCUAUAGCACCGUUAUUUGAAUCCCUGCUCAGGAUUGCAUCAAGGCUCAGCACUAAGUCCAUUUAUUUUUGCAUUAGUUAUGGAUGAGCUCGUUGGACAUAUCCAAGAUAUGUUAUUUGUUGAUGAUAUAAUCUUAGUUGUUGAAACUAGUGAUGACCUUAAUGCAAAAUUCGAACUAUAGAGGCAUAUGUUGGAGUUUCGAGGCUUUAAAUUGAGUAGAUUUAAAACUGAAUAUCUGGAAUGUAAAUUUAGUAGUCAUAGGGAAAUGAGUGCUAGUGUAAUUAAGUUGGAUGGUGAGGUAGUACUAAAGAGUAGUCAUUUUCGAUAUUUGGAAUCAAUUAUGCUGAGAUAGAAAGGGAUGUAGAUCAUAGGAUUCAAGCAGGAUGGGUAAGGUGGCAAAGUGCGUUGGGUGUGUUAUGUGAUUGCAACAUGCCUUUAAAGUUAAAGGCGAAGUUGUAUAAGACAAUUGUAAGGUCUGCAUUGUUUUAUGGGAUUGAGUGUUAGGUUGUUAAGAAAGAACAUAAGAAGAAAAUGAAUGGUAAGACUAGAAGAGACAAAAUUAGAAAUGAAAAGAUUUGAGGAAAAUUAGGGCUAGUCCGAAUUAAGGAAAGAUAAGAGUGGGCUGUUUGAGAUGUUUUGGACAUGUGAAACAUAGGCCUAUUUGUGCACUAGUUAGGAGAAAUGAGCUUUUGGAUUUGGGAAAGGCCAAAACUUCUAGAGAUAAACCAUGAAAGAUGUGGAUGCAAGUAAUAAGAAAUGAUAUGAAGGUUAAGGAAGUAGAUGAAAAUGUUGCUUUUGAUAUAAAUGAGUGGUGCAAGAAGAUUCAAAAUUAUGACCUAAGAGGGUUCUUUGGUUUUUUAUAUAGCCGAUCCUAGAGUUAUGGGAUAUAAGGCUUAGUUUGUUGUUGUUGUUGUUUGUCUUAGUAAAUGUUUCAUGAGAUCCUUCUUGUUCCUUUCGUUCUAUAUCUUUGUGUUGAGGCCUAGAUGGAAUUUAAUCGACUUUUGGCACGCAUAAGACCUUUUCAUCAUUAUUUGUUACCAAAAAUAUUGCACUUUGACGGGAGGCUAUGAUGCAAUGUUUCAUGGAAGCUCUUAUUGCUUGUCCUUAAGGUUGAAGCAUAGCUGUUCUAUCUAGAUAUUUAAGUUCUUAGCUUGAGUUGUCUUUGAGUUGGAAGAUCAUCUACUCUUUAAUAGCUAAUCAAUUUUUUAGCUUAUGGCCCGUGUAUUUAAGAGCUGGAUGCUCAUCACUACUCUUGUUAUGACGUAUGGAAUUAUAAAAAUUACAAAUUUUAAGAGUUAACUGUGAAUAAAGUUAAUGCCCUCCUUGGAUUGUCCUUGGAGAAAUUUCUGCUAAGCAUAUAGAUGGGCUUCAAUGUUGAAAGCUUGGAUACUGUAAGUUAUGAAGUUUUUCAAUUACCUAUUAUAUAUCUAAUAUGGAUGAUGAUAAAAUCCUGAGGGGAUGUAAAUGCAGGCUUUUCUUUGGGAAUCUUAAGAUGACUAAUUUGAGUCAUAAUUUUUUAUGGAAGAUGCUUGGUAUUUGGCAAUGAUCCCUGGGAAUAGAAUUUCAAAAGAUAAUUUCUUGAAGAAAGAACCUUCUUAAUCUACAUUAUUUGGAUGCACCAUUUAGGGUGUAUGGUAUGAUACAAGGAAAUGGGAGAUAUUAAUUUUCUAUCAAAGGAAAAACAUCUUAAACAACAUUAUUGUGAUGCACUAUUGAUAAUAUAGAAGUUUUAUACAAGAGAAUGGAAGUUAUCUUUAUGGCACCCCUUUUUUUUUAAACUACUAGGUGAAGACAAAAAAAUAUACAUCAAGAAUUUCUGCUUUACUAAGCGAGGGAAAAAUGAAUGUUAAUAAACUAGUUCUCUAUUUUUCCUCCAAAUUAAAGUAAUUCUAACAUGACACUAUUUUUGCCUUGCCAAACUAAUAUCAAGAUUUGACAUAAGAAUGAAGGAGCAGCAUAAAUCACCAAUGGCUUUCCAAUCAAUAGUGUGGAUGCAGGGAUAAGAUUGAGUUUUGAAACGUGGCAACUGGGGUGAGUUUUUAAAUGUACGGAAGAGGUAGCAAUUUUAUUCCCACAAAAUUUUAGUGCUGAAUAUUUUUGGCUUGGAUUAUCUAUGCCUGGCAACGAAGUUGGAGACAGGAUCCAUAAUUUCCUUGGCAAAGAGAGUUUGUCCCAGAGCCAGCAUCACUCACAGGUCAUUGAUGGUACCUGGCCUGGCUUAAGUAACAAUCUGUGGGUUGGAAGCCAGAGACAACUUGGUGAACCUCUUGUUUCUGGUUUGAAGAAUUUCAGUUCACAUCAAUUAGAGUCUGACAGAAGACAUAGUAGUCAGUCUUCAAGCCUGCAGCAUGGGCUGAACUUCACUCAAUCAGGUCCAAGUCCUGAAAUUGCCAGAAGUCAAUCGCAAAACCAAUCACCAAUUGCAAAUGGCUAUAUGCAAGGGCAUCAGGCUUUCCAGACAAGGCAGAAUGAAACAAACUUUUUGGGAUUGGAUACAGCAUCUAGAGACUUAUCAGUUUUUGAUUCACAGAUAGGAAAUGGUCCUGAUCUUCUUAAGAAAAAUUCAUUGAGGUUGGAAUCUAUUGAACCACACGUAAAUUAUGACUUUUUUGGAGGGCAACAGCAAAUUAGUGGACAGCAUCCUGGCAUGAUCCAGCCUUUUCCAAGGCAGCAAUCAGGGAUGACUGACAUGCAGCUGUUACAGCAACAUACUAUACUUAAGCAAAUGCAAGAAUUACAGAGACAACAGCUUCCAAAGACACAGUUUCAGCUACCAGAAGCAAGGCAGUUGAGCUCUGCGAAUCAGGUCUCCUCUGUUGCUAAACAGGUGCCCGAUAGCCUUUCUCCAGCUCCAAUCAAUGGUGUUCCUAUCCAUGAUACUUCAAAUUAUUCCCGGCAGCCUGAGCACGUGGCACCAAAUGCAAAUUGGGUGCAGCAUGGUGCCUCACCAGCCAUUCAGGGAUCCUCUGGUGGAUUUAUGUUUUCCCCUGAUCAAGGCCAGGUGCAUUUGAUGGGUUUGGUUCCCCAACAAGUUGAUCAAUCAUUUUAUGGGAUCUCUAGUGGUGGUGCAAGAGGAAAUCCAUAUCAAUAUUCUUCUGUCCAAAUGGAUAAGCCUUUAAUGCAGCAGGUGCCAGCCAGCGGUAAUUCCUUUCCAGGGAAUCAGUAUGCUAUGUUUUCAGAUCAAGUUGGCUUGCAAGAUGGAACUUUGGUUUCUAGAAAUGAUGAUCAGGGUAAAAAUGUAUUUGGGGCUGCAGCUGGUCAAGGUUUAAAUAAUGUAUUUCAUUCAGAAAAUUUGCAGCAAAUGACUAUCCAGCCAAAAAAUGCAGUGAUGCAGGAGUCUCGUGGGAGGCAAGAGCCUCCUGCUCUGCCAGAAACUUCCCUGGAGAAGUCAGUAAUUCAGGCUGCCUCUUCCCAGAAUGUGGCUACGUUAGAUCCAACUGAAGAAAAGAUUUUGUUUGGUUCAGAUGACAGUGUGUGGGAUAUGUUUGGUAAGAGUGCCAACAUGGGUUCAGUGUUGGAUGGUUCGGACCCUUUUGGGGCAUUUCCUUCUCUGCAAAGUGGAAGUUGGAGUGCUCUUAUGCAGUCUGCUGUAGCAGAAACAUCCGGUAAUGAUAUAGGGGUACAGGAAGAGUGGAGUGGUUUGGGUGUGCAGAAUAGUGAACCACCAAGUGGAAACAUGUCAGCAUCAAAUGUCAAUGAUGGUAGCAAACAGCAAUCAGCUUGGGCGGAUAACAACUUGCAGAAUGCCUUGACACUGAAAUCUAUACCUUUUCCCAUGUCUACUGAUACCAAUAUCAAUCUUGACUUUUGUAGUGUUCCUGGGGUUCAGCAAUCAGGAGUCCAGGCUGCAAAUGAACAGACCGGGAGAAUGCAUAAUGAUGCAUCUCAGAUAUUCGUUCAACAAUUAACAGAAGAAAGAAGCAAAUGGUUAGAUCGCAGUCCUCUACAAAAGCCUGUAGGUGAAAGUGCUCAACUCGUUGGACGUGUUGCUCACAGUCCUGAUGUGCAAGUAAGUGCAAAGAGCAUUUCAGGUCAUCAAGGCAUAGCCACAUAUGAUCCUCUUCGUCAACCUCACAAUAAGCCAAAUGGUUGGAACUUCAUUGAGUCUGCAUCACAUAGCAGUGGUGCCAUAUCAAAAAGUCAGGAUAUUGAAAGCUCAUUACAACUUUCUCAGAAUAGUGAUCACAGAGGUUCCAUGUAUGAGGAAAGAGGUCAUGGUUCUGGUCUUGAUUAUCCUGUUCCUGAUGCAAAUAUUGAAUCAGGGAAUGGAAAUUCAGGCUUGGGAAGCCCUCAGGUGAAUAGGGAAGGUUCUGGUCUGGAUAAUGUUGCUGCAAUAAUAGAUUCAAAAACCACAAGGGUCACCAAGGAAAGCAGCCAGCAACUUCCAAACCAUCAUAAUCUUACUCUAUGGAAAAGUAUUAAUUCUAAAGUAAACUCUGGACUAAGCAGGGUUCCAGCAAAAUAUCAUCAAAAUCGGGAUAAGAGCCCUCAAACUUUCGAUUCAUCUGGAAAUAAUUGCCUGGAGAAGGGAGUGUCUGAAGCAAAUUUGUUGGAGAGCCCCAAUGUCAAAGACACUUCAAAUGACAGUUUUCGCUCUAACUUAUCUCACCAUACCUCCACUAGUGGCAUUAGAGACAAUGUCUGGCUGGAUGCAAAUGAUCCACGGGGAGGAAAACAGAAGUCAUUUGUUCAUGUUAAUCAUAAACCUCCUGCAACCCGUAAAUUUCAGUAUCAUCCUAUGGGGGAUCUGGAUUUCGAGGUUCAACCUUCUUGUGGAUCAAAAAGUGUAUCACAUAUGCAGGCAAUACCCCAACGUGUUUCUCAAGGAUUGAAAGGUCAUGACCAAGGAUUUUUUGGGCAGUCAAAAUAUACUGGUCAUGCUGCUGGAGAGUCGACAGAAACUGAGAAGGGUUGUUUUCCUCGCAUUCAAGUAGAAGAGGUGCCUUCCAAAAGCUCAAAUCCUGGUUCUGCACCUGAGAUAUCUUUUGGUGGUUUUGUGCCAAACAAGACAGCUCCAAUUAGACAAAAUAUGCUGGAGCUUCUUCAAAAGGUUGAUCAGCCAAGGGAACAUGGUACUGCAACACGCUUAAGCUCUUCUGAACACAAUCAAUCAUCUGAAAUGCCAGAUGCAGAAACUUCUGAUGGAUCAGUAGGCCAGUUUCGGCAUAAUAAGCCAUCUGCAUCUCAAGGUUUUGGUUUACAACUAGGUCCGCCAUCUCAGAGGUUUACCAUUCCUGAUCGUGCAAUUUCAUCUCAGAGUUCUCCACAAGGAGUUAAUUCUCUGAAUUCAAUUCAUGUCUCUUCUGAGGUGGGAAGGAAGGGUCAUACAUGGUUGGAUCCAACAGCUUCUGUUCAGUCAUCAACUCCAUCCCAUGGAGAUAUUAGGAAUAAUGUUUCAAGUGUUUCUGGUCAAAUCAGCAAUGAAAGCUCACAAUAUAAUAUCCAGGGCAAUGUUUCUGCAGGUUUUGCCUCUGAGUAUCCUGAUUUAAAAAGUCAUCUUCAAAGCCAGCAUGUUACUGGUGUGGGUAUUCAGGUAACACAAAAUGAAUCUAUCAAUGCACCUUUUGGUGGGUUGGCAUCUCAGUCAAAGCAGACUGAUGACUCUUCUGAGAGAGCUCAAACUAGUCAAUUAGGAAGCAAAUCAACAUCUCGCAUACCCAAAACUGCUCCAGAUAAUGGCCUUGCUUCUUCCGAGAAUUCUCGGCCAAGAAGUAGCUACCAAAACCAUGCUAGGGAUCCUGGCAAGCAGUUUCCAGUGUUGGAGGCUAUGCCAGCUUCCCAACCUUCCCAAUCUUCGCAACAAGGUUUUUUUAUGAAAAUGCCCAAUGUAUGGACUAAUGUCUCAGCCCCACAACAUCUAUUAGGUGCACAGUCUUCUCAGGCCUUGCAAAAUUUGUUGAAGCCCCAUCAACAGUCAAAUAGUAACUUGGAAACAACUCUUCCUAGAAGAAAGAAGCUAGAUGAUCAACUUGCGUGGGCAGGAGGGAGUGGCCAAUCUGAGUUACCUGUGGGCUCUCCUAAACCACAGAGCUUUGUUGGAGAAGAGCAACCGGCAAAAGCCCAGCAGGUGUUGCCAGAGAAUGAUGCCAGCCAAAAUCCUACAAGCAUGCAAAGAGACAUUGAAGCUUUUGGCCGUUCUUUAAGACCAAAUAAUGCUGUACAUAAGAACUAUUCAUUGUUGCAUCAAGUGCAGGCCAUGAAAAAUACAGAGAUUGAUCCCAGUAAUAGGAGUGACCAAAGAUUUAAAGUUCCAAAUCCAGACUCUGGUUUGGAUGUUCAGCACAUAAGUUCCCAAGGUGCAGAGCAGUUAUCUCAUGGAUCCAAUACUAUGAUGAGAGAUGCCCCAGUUAAUCGGCCUUUAGUUCCUUCUGGAGAUUCUAAGAUGGUAAGCUUUUCAUCAAGCACUGGAGAUAACCAUGAGACACAGUUAUCAGCUAAUGAUAUGCUGGCAUUUGCUCGGAAUGAUUCCCAAAAUUUCUCCAAUGAUAAUAAUUCAGCUGCUAAUCCCAGGGGUGAACACUCUCAGAUCAGUCCCCAGAUGGCUCCAUCCUGGUUUGAUCGAUAUGGGACAUUUAAAAAUGGGAAAAUGUUGCCUAUAUAUGAUGCUCAGAAAAUUGCCAUGAUGAAGGAAUCAUUCAUUUUUGGUAGACCUUCUGACAGUUUGCAUGCUCUUCAUUCAAGUGAGCAGGUUAAUGCUGCUGCAGAUGCUUGUCUGCUGGAAAAUGCCGAGCAAAGCUCAAACCUUAUGCCAAUAGCAAGUGAGCUUAUCUCCCCUCAUUUGCUGCCUCCUGAUAUCACAAAUCAGAAAUUAGUUGUUUUGAGAUCAAAGAAGCGUAAAAGUAUGACAUUUGAGCUUCUACCAUGGCAUAGAGAGGUGACACAGGGUUCCCAAAGGCCUCAGAACAUCAGUGCAUCAGAGGUGGAAUGGGCUCAUGCAGCAAAUCGAUUGAUUGAGAAGGUAGAAGAUGAACCUGAAAUGAUUGAAGAUUGGCCGCCAGUGCUUAGAUCAAAAAGAAGGCUUAUCUUGACAACACAGCUUAUGCAGCAACUACUUCAUGCUCCUCCAAGAGUAGUUCUUUCUGCAGAUGCUAGCAAAAACUACGAGACUGUGGCCUAUUUUGUUGCCAGAUCAGUCUUAGGAGAUGCAUGCAGCACAGCAUAUAUACCUGAAAGUGAUACAGUUGUUCCUUCUGACAGUGGAAGCAUCCUCUCUGAAAAGCUUAAGGAGGAGAGAAAUCAGUCUAUCUUAAAGGCUUCAGAAGAGUUUAUCAUCAGAGCAAAGAUGCUGGAGAACGAUUUACAGAGUCUGGACAAGAGAGCCUCAAUCUUGGACUUAAGAGUGGAGUGUCAGGAACUAGAGAAGUUUUCGGUCAUCAAUCGAUUUGCCAAGUUCCAUUGCCGGGGGCAAGCGGACGGGGCUGAGACCACAUCGUCGUCUGAUGCAAUUGCUAGUUCUCAAAAAUUCUUUCCCCAGAGAUAUGUUACUGCAAUACCGAUGCCUAGGAAUCUCCCUGAUAGGGAGAGGAAUGUCUCCAUAAAGCAACGGAGGCACUUAGAUCUUUUCAUUGUAGGCCAUUGAUGUCAUUCUUGAGAUAUAUAAGUUGGUCCUUGUAUACUUGUUUGAAAAUCUUGAGAUUAAGUGAGGUGGGGUGGUGCCUCGUGAUUUUUGGGUAAAUGGGGAGAACAGAAGCUCAUUCAGAUUUUUUCAACAGAUUGCUGAAUAUUCAGGUAAUUAAGUGUAUUUAUAUCAAGCCUUCGGAUGGGUUCCAUUCAUAAGUAAAGGGUUUUUAUUUUUUUGUUGGACACCUUUCUCAUCUGCUCUUCUCUAAGACUGAGAGGGGUUGGGGUUUGGGAAUUGAUUCUGUGAUGUUUACAAUAUGGAUGUGCCAAAGUCUUGAAUCAACUAACUGUAAGCAGCAAAAAGUUCAAAAAUAGGAAAAGAUAAUCUGAGUAUCAGCAGUGAGGAAUAUCAGAUGUAGGAGUCACUGAAAUUAAAGUAUAUUCAUGAAGUUUAAAAUCUUGAAAACAUUUCUUGUAAUAUUAAUAUCAUAUAUUAUCAUAACUAAAAAAUUCCUAUCAUCCAACUUGUUCCGUAUCUUCUGACCCAAAAAAAAAAAAAAAAAAAAA